Enterospora canceri is the source of this 2184-nucleotide messenger RNA. Lineage: Eukaryota; Fungi; Microsporidia; Enterocytozoonidae. The record is from the annotation of a GenBank genome assembly.
AUGGAGAGAAUUACAUUGUCUAUUAACCAACUAGUUUUAUUGGUAACCAUUAGUGCAAUUGUAUUCAUGAAAGCAAUGUUCUAUGUGCCAAACUACAACGAUCACUGUAGUUCUACAAGAUCUAGCCCACAAUACAGCAAACUAGUGUAUUUUGUUAUUGAUGGAUUAAGAUACGAUGGAAUCAUGACCAAAGAUGAGCUAUUCGUGAAUAAUACGCCUGAAAAGAGACAUGAUCCAUACAAAGGCCUGGAAUUCUACAGAAAUAACUACGACUUUUCAUAUUCCAAAUUUCAUAGAAAAUAUGUUUCAAUUGCUGGAAAGCCAACAGCAACAACAUCCAGAAUCUUCUCAAUGAUCACUGGCAAAGCAUCGAACCAAUUGGACUAUUUGUUUGCAUUUCUGCAUAUGGAACAAAAGGGAGACUCGUUAAUUAAGCAGGCCAUAAACAGCAACAAAAUAGUGAAGCAUUACGGUGAUAGAAUGUGGGUGGAACUGUUUCCUGAGAUUGCUGAGUAUUCCAACAACUUCGAUCCGUAUGGAAAACAUAAGCUUAAAAGAAAUGAGAAACAAGUUUAUGAAGCAUUCUUGAGGGACUUAAACCAUUGUGACAUACAGUUCAUGCACUUGAUAGCAGGUGAUAGUACAGGACACAUGCAUCAUAACAUCGAUGUUAAAGAUAUGCGAAGGCAACAGAAGAGAUACAAUCGGUGGAUUAGGGAAAUAUAUAACAAAAUGGAAGAAGAUACACUGCUUGUUAUCACAUCAGACCAUGGUGUAACAAACACAGGUGACCAUGGCAGCUUCAAUGAUAUGUGUGCUGCAUCCAUUUGCGUCCUUUUGAGCAAGAAAGAGUUUCCCAAAUGCAUAAGACCUGAAACAAACAAAGUAUAUGACUAUUUUUAUGCAGAAAACACCCUGAUAAAGAAGUAUGGGUUAACGAAUAUAAUUCACCAGGAUGACAUUCUUCCCACUGUGUGCUACUUAACAGGGUAUGCAAUGCCAAGCAAUCUAUGUGGGUCCAUUAUCGAUGAUUUCGCAACAGUUGAAACUCUACAAGAAACCAUCAGAAUCAAGGAAUCAGUAGCCUUGAAAAAUAGGUUUUGCAUCAAAUCAAUCAGAAACAAGUUCAAAUCAGAACUAGGAAUUUCAGUUGAUGAAAACCCAUUGAAUUACUCACAUUAUUUAUCACAUGCAAUAAGAGAAGACAUGUUCAAGAUCAACAAGAUGCUUGGAUUCACCUCAAUAGCAAUUCAGCUGGCAGCAAUGUGCUACUCAUUCACCACGAUCACUCCCAGAUUCCACGAUCUACCAGGUUUCAUUUUCAUCUUCUACGAUUGCAUCUCAUACUGGUUCUUUUCAUACCGUGAUCUAUAUUACGUGGGCCUACUUGCAUUCUAUUCAGUUGGAUCAGGGGCACAGACACUGAUCAUGCUACUGAUAAUGCUCUAUCUCAAAACAGACAAGUCCAAGCACUGGGAAGACUACAGAGCUGAUAUUGUCACAGGAAAGUACCUAGAAUGGAUCAGUCCUAAUACGAUCAUUCUACUAUUUAUGGUAGUCUACUUAUUCACCAGCCACCCUAAAAUCAGAUUAGCCAAUCUGCUACAUCUCAUCCACCUAUCACUACCAGGCAUCUACUCAUCCAAUACUGAUGCAAUCAGACACAACCCUAACAUCUACGGCCUACUCUUCGUCCAUUUCACCAAACACGAGGCAUAUUCCAUCAUAAUGAUCUAUUUGAUCAUAAACAGAAUUAGGGUCUCAAACAGAAGUUACACCUGGAUCAAGUUCAUCAUGGCCCAGUUAGUUGCACACCUGUACAACUUCGACUACCAAAUCACAUCAAUCAAUUUUGAUUGUGCUCAUCGAUUCACGUACAAGAUCAACUACUUCUACGUCACCAUUGGAUUUGCUGUCUACUUUUUUGGAGCCAGAUACUUGUUAUGGAGGAAAAGAGGCAUUUUAAUAAAUUUGGGUGGAAUUGAAUUGAAAAACAAGACGAAAUCAACUCCUGGAAUCCUGAAAUAUCUGCAGCUAAUUCAGUUUCUCCUAGUUGUCUCAUCAAUCAGUGCCGUAGUAAUGCAUGGUGACGUAGUAUGGACGAGAUUCUUUGCUGAUAGAUUUGUUAUACAAUUCUUCAAUACUGUAUUCGACCUCAGCAUGCUCUACAUUGGUACAAUCUAA